Molecule: messenger RNA, 3040 nt
Organism: Ailuropoda melanoleuca (giant panda)
Lineage: Eukaryota; Metazoa; Chordata; Mammalia; Carnivora; Ursidae
Gene: GSC
Product: goosecoid homeobox
Exons: 3
Coding region: 152-922 (256 amino acids)
Biological process (GO): regulation of transcription by RNA polymerase II
Cellular component (GO): nucleus
Molecular function (GO): RNA polymerase II cis-regulatory region sequence-specific DNA binding; DNA-binding transcription factor activity, RNA polymerase II-specific
Source: RefSeq, a predicted model, not a curated record
ACGCAGGGGGCGGGGAGGGGCGCGGGGCUGCGCGCUCGCCCGCGCUCUCUUUCGGUUUGGUCCGCCGCUGGAGGAGAGUGGACCCCCCCACUUUGAGGCUUUUUCCCCGGCGCCUCCCCGCCGCCCCCCGGUCUCGGCGCGGGGCUCGGGGAUGCCCGCCAGCAUGUUCAGCAUCGACAACAUCCUGGCCGCUCGGCCGCGCUGCAAAGACUCGGUGCUGCCAGUGGCGCCCAGCGCCGCGGCUCCGGUUGUCUUCCCGGCCCUGCACGGGGAUUCGCUCUACGGCGCCGGCGGCGGCGCCUCCUCGGACUAUGGCGCCUUCUAUCCGCGCCCCGUGGCCCCCGGCGGCGCAGGCCUCCCGGCCGCGGUCGGCGGCUCCCGCCUCGGCUACAACAACUACUUCUACGGGCAGCUGCACGUGCAGGCGGCGCCCGUGGGCCCGGCCUGCUGCGGGGCCGUGCCGCCGCUGGGUGCCCAGCAGUGCUCCUGCGUCCCGACGCCCCCAGGCUACGAGGGCCCCGGCUCGGUGCUGGUGUCCCCGGUCCCGCACCAGAUGCUGCCCUACAUGAACGUGGGCACGCUGUCGCGCACCGAGCUGCAACUCCUCAACCAGCUGCACUGCCGGCGGAAGCGGCGGCACCGCACCAUCUUCACCGACGAGCAGCUGGAAGCGCUGGAGAACCUCUUCCAGGAGACCAAGUACCCAGACGUGGGCACCCGCGAGCAGCUGGCCCGGAAGGUGCACCUCCGCGAGGAGAAAGUGGAGGUCUGGUUUAAAAACCGCCGUGCCAAAUGGAGGCGGCAGAAGCGGUCCUCGUCGGAGGAGUCGGAAAACGCCGAGAAGUGGAACAAGACGUCGUCCAAGGCGUCGCCUGAAAAGAGGGAAGAGGAAGGUAAAAGCGAUUUGGACUCGGACAGCUGACGGCCCCGGGCCGGCUGUGGCUCUUGCCUAACUCGAAGGACUUGCACAGACAGACGAUGCUACUUUCUUGCACACGCGCUGCCUUGCGGGAGGGGGUCGAGAAAGAGGAAAGAGAAGCUGUAAAUAGUGUACAGAGCCGGGAGGACCGGCGCCUAGGGUCCGGGUCGCGCCGGGGCUCGGAGCCCCGAAGUCCGAGGCCGCCGGCGCCUCGCUCCCCACCGUAGUAUUUAUAGUUAAGUUAACGGUGACAAUACAAUAAAGUGAUGGCGGUGUAGACGGGCCACAUUCUGUAUUUCGUACCCACCUCCCCCACCCCCAUCUGAGGCCCAAAAAAGAAACUUGCUUAGUCUUGUAGCUUGGCAAGAAAAAUCGGGCAGCUCUGACCUGUCCCGGAUAAAAGGAAAAGAAAAAGAAACUCGGGGCAUGACUCCCUCACAGGAUGGGUGUCCUGCUUUAAAAUCCAUGUCUCUAGCUCUCCAGGAAGAGGCAGAGAGGGGUUUUGCAGGCCUGCCGGGGGUGGGUAGCAUUGCCCACGAGAGAGGGGACAGCAUGGGCUUCCUAUUCCCCCUCUCCCCGUGGGGGAGAACCCGGACUUUUUUCCUCCUGGCUGCCAAUGGGAAACCACAGCGGGAAAGCAGGAUCCGCCAGGGAGCUGGGCGAUCCUGGGAGGCUCUCCAGACUGGCUCAGCCUGUCCCUGUUCCCACGAAAUCCCCAGACCUAAGGCUUCCAGUCCUAGGGUGGAAUUAGGUGGCGGACCUGCCUCUUUCCUGAUGUUUUUUCUGGAUCUUUCGUGGCCGCUCUGCUGCUGCUGCCGCCCUUCUUCCUGCGCACUGGGCAGCGUCACCUGCCCAGGCUCCUGUCCUGCUGGGCAGGCUCCUGCUGGGCACGGCUCCUGUCCUGCCUGGCGUCUCUAAGCUGAGAGUCCCAGGGCCCACUGGGGACGUCAGCCAGUGCUGGGCCCGUGGUGCAUUAGCCCAGGCAUUUGGGGUGGCCGGGUCUGCACCCUGAGUUCUGCCGGCCAACCGGGUAUUAGAACUGGGUAUUAGAGUGCAGGGUGGUCGCUGAGGCACUUAGAGGUGGGAGUGCUGACACCUUUGGCUUUCUCCCCUGACCAUCUUCCCUGUGCAUUAGUUGGGGCUGGAGGAAGAGCGUCCCCAGAGUGCAGCUGGUGGGCUGGUCAGCAGCUUGUGAGGGACUGGAGAGGCAGAGAAGCUUCCCGGUGCUGGUGCUGGCUGAGCUGAGUGCUUGGGACAGGGAUCAAGACAGGAGCAUGCAUAUUGUAUGGCUCCCCAGACCAGGGGCCAGGGCCGGGGGUGGGUGGAGACCAAAGGCCAGCAGGAAUGAGUUUUUAAUGCUUCAACUUUAUUGAUCUUACAAUAAAUCCAUUUUAUAGAUAAGGAAGCUAAGGCUCGGAGAGCUGCCAGGGUCCCAGGGUCGGCGGAUGUGUGUGUGCUCCCCUGGGGAGCAAUGAGCUCUUUCUGCCUUUUCGGGUGCCUGGAGUAUUUGGUGUAAGGACCCUCCAGGGGAGGUCUGUGCAUCCCGGCUGUGGAACACAGUACGUGCAGAAGAAGGGGUUUUUAUGGGAGGCGGUAUUUUUUUCCCCACAGCGUUUUCACGUUUAAAAGGUAAAAGUGACUCCUGGAGUGGGUGAAGGGACACUUAAGUACGGAGUGACUCCCAGUUACAACCUUUUUAAUAAGGAGUAUCCCCUAGAUGGAAGCAGGAGACAGCUGUUUCAAGGCCAGGUGCCUAGGGGGUCAAGGUCACCUUGGCUCAUGUGUGACCUUGAGGAAAUUACUGACCCUCUUUGGCUUUGCACCUUCUGGGACUGUAAAAUGGGCACAGUCCUAAUAUCUGCUUCCCGGGGUUGGUGUGGACAGAAAGGGUACUAAGUCCUGUUGAGUAACAGCUGGCAUGGGGGAAUCCUUCAACGUGGCUACCUGUUUUUUUAAAAAUAAUGUUAUGAUUUAUAUUGUAUCAGACCCAGCACUUCAAGAUUUAUGUACAUUCUCACCUUUCAAAAACUCUGAGGUGGGGAGUUUUCACCAUUUUACAGAGGAGAAAAUGAAGUUUCAGAAAAGUUAAAUACUUUAACGACGUUCAGCUUUAGAAAAUAA